Biomphalaria glabrata is the source of this 1485-nucleotide messenger RNA. Its product is annotated as cilia- and flagella-associated protein 418-like. The transcript is spliced from 7 exons. Lineage: Eukaryota; Metazoa; Mollusca; Gastropoda; Planorbidae. The record is from RefSeq and is a predicted model, not a curated record. The coding region runs from base 278 to 892 and encodes 204 amino acids. Gene Ontology annotation, cellular component: cytosol.
AAACACAGUUCGGAAUGGUCACAAAUGGCGUAGUAUACUAUAGUAACCAUAAACAGAUGAACACAAGUGGUAGAACCUAGUAGAUCUAGAUCAAAUCUACUAGAUGAGUAGAUCUAGAUUCUAGAGUCACCUAUACUUUGCCUAUAGAGACUAGAUCAGUAGAUCUAAAUUUUAUAUCUAAUCUACAUUUUACCAAUUCUACAAUCAUCUACUAUCUAGAAUUUAGAGAAUCUAGCUUGAUCUAUAUCUAGAUUUCUAGUUGCUUCUACUUCUAGCAAUGGAUAAAGUAGACAUUGAUGAAUUAUUGGAUGAAGUUGAAACAAAAUUUGUCAAACCAUCACGACCACCCUCGACUAGAUCUAGCUCUGUUCCUAAUAAAAAACUAGAGAAAAAAACUGUUGAAAAUGAUGACAAUAAAAAGAACAGCAAGUGCUCUCUUGAUUCAUUGAUCAAUGACAUUCUUGAUAUAGAUAUAGACGAAAGUGAAGAUACUACCUUGGGGAGUAGCUGCUCAAGAAAUAAUUCAAGAUUAUCUGCAACAGAAGAUGGGAAAAAAUCAGAGAGAUUCAGAAGAUGUUUGCCUGUUUUUCUUGGUGGUAGUUCAGAUGGGACUGGCAUUGGAACAAGUAUAAAUAAAAGGCCAUGUGAUCAACUUCGUUGCACAUCUUGUGAUUUUAAAGUCUGUUACUUUGAGAACAGAUGUUGGCACAAAGAUACAGAUUACCUCUUUCUUAGAAACAAUGUACCAGACUUAAAGAAGUUAGAACCUAGACUUGGCAGGAAAACAGGCUGCAGAGCCUACUGCUGUCAAUGUAGCUGGAGGAAUGUGCAGGAAUUAUGUGAACUCAGUGAUCCCAGUUUAAAGUGGGUUUGUGGGAAGCAUGCCUUGUGAUGGCCUGAUGUUACAUUAAGACAUUUAUUACUUUUCAUUCAAGAUUGUGUCAACUGAACUGUGCUAGUGGGAAUGUGCAAAUAUUGUUAUUCUUUUCAUCUUUCAUCCAAAUUUGUGGUGAAUGCAUUAAUAAAUUUAUGGCAGCGUGUAAGAUUAUAAUGGAUCUCUUGAACUGUACGCCAACGAUUACACUAUCAUAUUAUGCAAUAACAGAGAUAAGUAUUUUUAGAACUGUUAACAAUAAAUUUGAACAUACAAAUUUGAAGUAGCAAGUUUUGAUUAAUUUAAUGUUAAAAUAAUACAUAAGAGUGCAUAAGUUUAAAAUGCUGGAUGUGUUUUUCAGCUGCUUCUCUCUUUAUCAAAAGUAGGAAAGGAUGUGGCUGCAAUAUGUUUGUGUGUUUGACUACCAUAUUUAAUAAGUGCAUGAAUAAUGUAUGGAACAAGAAUGAGAAAAAAAGACAUUUAAAGCAUGAAACAUUAAACAAUUUGAUUACAUCCUGUAAAAUUAGCACUUUUAUAACUGUGAAUAAUUUCUCUAUUGUAAGUUUGCUUCAUUAUGGUAGAACAUUAAAACUACUUAUAAAAUCAAACUA